AUGAUGCGACCUCGCCCUUCGAUGUGUAGCCGCCGCAUCAUUUGCAGCAGACCUUUUUCAACAACGCCAUCACAAGCCGAACCGUCACAAAAUGCGCCAUGCCCACCCGAAGCUGGGUUUGCUAGACUUACCAAUCGCGGCCUCAUCUCCAUCACCGGAAUCGACAGCGCAACAUUUCUCCAAGGCCUAAUUACACAAAAUAUGCUCGUUGGAAAGCCUCCGAAUAAAAGUGUUCGACGCACAGGCUCGUACGCAGCUUUUCUCAAUUCCCAGGGCCGAAUUCUUAACGACGCUUUCAUUUAUCCCCUCUCCAGCGCAGAUGGUAAUAGCGAAUGGUUGGUCGAAGUGGACAAGAAUGAGGUCGUGACUCUUAUGAAGCAUCUUAAGAAACACAAGUUGCGCGCGAAGCUGAAACUACGCGCCCUCGAGGAUGGCGAGCGCACCAUUUGGUCGUCGUGGAAAAGCCACUCUCAACCCCGAUGGGCAGAAUACAAUAUGGAAUCUGAGUCUGUACCGCCAUUCGCUGCUAACCCAGAUGUCACUGGAUGCAUUGACUCGCGAACCCCAGGCUUUGGUUAUCGUAUUGUCACUCCAGGAUCUGAAGACCUGCGCCGUCAUUUCUCAGAUGAGACGCAACUUGCCGGAUCAGAGGUUGGAUUGGACUCAUAUACAGUGCGCCGGAUACUGAAUGGCGUUGCUGAGGGACAGACUGAGAUUAUUCGGGAAUCAGCGCUGCCGAUGGAGUAUAACAUGGACAUGGGACGGGCAAUUGAUUUCCGAAAGGGCUGCUAUGUUGGCCAAGAGUUGACUAUCCGUACUCAUCAUACCGGUGUUGUGCGUAAGCGUGUUUUGCCGGUGCAAUUCUACUCUGAUAACUUGGAUCUGACUGAUGGGCCGGUUUAUGAUCCCUCGGCUCAACUCUCCUUGCCACCCAGUGGAUCUAAUAUCAUGAAGGCUGGUGGUCGUCGGGGCCGCAGUGCUGGAAAGGUUUUGAACGGCGUGGGAAACAUUGGCCUGGCAUUGUGUCGUUUGGAGGUGAUGACCGAUGUUGCUCUUACAGGGGAAGCUACUCAGUACACACCAGAAAGUGAAUUCAAGGUCUCAUGGGCUACUGAGACGGAGGAAUCGGAAGUCAAGCUACAAGCCUUUGUUCCGUCAUGGACAAAGGACUUCAUAUAUAACGGAGGCGUUAGGAAACCAGCUCCCCGGCCUAUUGAGGCUGAUGUCGAAAGAGCCCGCGUCCUUGUUGAGCAUCUGGAGGAAGAGGAGUCACAGCGCCGGACAGACUAA
Molecule: messenger RNA, 1290 nt
Organism: Penicillium taxi
Lineage: Eukaryota; Fungi; Ascomycota; Eurotiomycetes; Eurotiales; Aspergillaceae
Product: YgfZ/GcvT domain-containing protein
Exons: 1
Coding region: 1-1290 (429 amino acids)
Cellular component (GO): mitochondrial matrix
Molecular function (GO): protein binding
Source: RefSeq, a predicted model, not a curated record